AGGUUCCUGUGCACUGUGUCUCGGAACCCAGCCGCACAGGGAACCUCUAAGCAGAGUUUCUCCUGGGAGAUAAAAACGAACAAACCCAGACAGCUGGGAAAAUGGUGCGAGUCUCUCAGCAGCUCGAUAGCUCUCAGCUGCGAGUUGUUCCCAGCUCGCUGUUGGACACUGCAUCGGUGGCGCUUUAUACACAGUUCAACAAAUAUAAGAGGAAAGAUCGUCAGUGUCGCGCGUUUGUGCAGAGAAUCGUGACCAGCCAACUCUUCAAGAUCGUUAUGAUCAGCACUGUGUCACUGAAUGCCUUUUUCAUGGUCCUGUGGACCAGUUACAAAAUACGUUAUCAACUUUUCAGAGUGUUUGAGAUCUCAGAGGUCAUCUUUGUGUCCAUCUAUGCCUCCGAGUUCUCCAUGAAGGUCUAUGUGGACCCUAUCGACUACUGGAGGGAUGGCUACAAUCUGCUGGAUGUGGCCAUCAUCAUCAUCAUCUUCAUCCCCCACAUCCUCCGAAAGGUCAAGGACAAGCACUACCCCUACUUCAACAUUGCUGAUGGGAUACAGUCCCUGCGCAUCCUCAAGCUCAUCACCUACAGCCGGGGCAUCCGGACCCUCAUCACGGCCGUGGGGCAGACCGUGUACACCGUAGCCUCCGUACUCACACUGCUGUUCGUCCUCAUGUACAUCUUCGCCAUCCUGGGCUUCUGCCUGUUUGGCACUACAGAGAAAGGCGACCAGAGUAACUGGGGGAACCUGGCCGUGGCGUUUUUCACCCUCUUCAGCUUGGCCACGGUCGAUGGUUGGACAAACCUGCAGGAGCAGCUGGACAAACGGAAUUUCUCACUGAGCCGGGGGUUCACCAUCACCUUCAUCCUGCUUGCCUCCUUCAUCUUCCUCAGCAUGUUUGUAGGUGUGAUGAUCAUGCACACUGAGGACUCCAUCAAAAAGUUUGAGCGAGAACUGAUGCUGGAGCGGCAUGUGACACUGAUGGAGGAGAAGCAGGUGAUCCUAAAGCGACAGCAAGAGGAGGUCAGCCAGCUGAUGCACAGGCAGAGAAAUGUGGACUACAAAAGCUUCAGUGAGCUGGUAGAAAACUUCAAGAAGACGCUGCGGCACACAGACCCCAUGGUGCUGGACGACUUUGGCACGAGUCUGCCCUUCAUUGAUGUCUACCUGUUCACUCUAGACAACCAGGAUGCCACGAUCAACAAGCUUCAGGGACUGUACUAUGAGAUCGUGCACGUGCUGGGCUUAAUGCUUGAAGAACAGCCUGGGAAGGCGCAGUCCUCACGAAAGGCCCGUAAGAAAUAGCAGGUGUGGGCC
Messenger RNA from Ochotona princeps (American pika), 1316 nucleotides. RefSeq names its product cation channel sperm associated 3 (gene CATSPER3). The coding region runs from base 102 to 1304 and encodes 400 amino acids. The record is from RefSeq and is a predicted model, not a curated record. Gene Ontology annotation, molecular function: monoatomic ion channel activity. Gene Ontology annotation, cellular component: membrane. Gene Ontology annotation, biological process: monoatomic ion transport; transmembrane transport. NCBI's taxonomy places the organism in Eukaryota, Metazoa, Chordata, Mammalia, Lagomorpha, Ochotonidae. The transcript has 8 exons.